AUUAUUAUAAGAGAAUUGGGCAAAUAUUGAAUUACUUAAAGUAAUUUUUUUUAAAAAAAAAACCAAAUGAUGUUUUUUUUUUUUUUUUUUUUAAUUUUUUAGAGGAUGUGACUUGUCCUAAUGUUAACUACUCAGUAGUCACUACAAUAUUAUUAUUAUUUUUUUUUUAAUUUCUUUUUUGCAUAUUGCCACAUUGCCGCUUAGUAUACUCCUUCGGUUACUCUAGGACAUAAAUUGGGAAUUUCUCAAAACCCCCAGAAUUCAUUAAUCUUCAAUUUCUUUCUUUAACACCCAAAAUUACGCACAUCUCUUCUGCACCCAUUCUCCAUCUUCGCCAAUCGCUAAUUUGCCGAAUUUCGAUUUCAUAUUUACCUGCCAUUUCUCUCCUUCAAUUUCUAGGGUUUAUACGACAUCAAUUUCGCCGCUUUCUGGUUUGAAUUCUUUACUUGUUUGUUCGAUUGAAAGUUUCUUUUCUCUUUCUUAGGGUUUAUAUUUCUCAAAUUUCGUUGAUUAUUUGUCGAAUUGAUGGUAUAUAUUGCUAUUAUUAUCUGCAAUUGUUGUGGGUAGAUGGGUUAGGGUUUAGCCAAUGGGUGCCCUAACAAAUAAUCGUAAGCGGGUGGAUGAAUGUUUUAGUUUAUGUAAUCAAUCUCCUUCUAUUGUUUCAUCGAAUCAUAAUCAUUAUUAUCUUAAUCACAUUGAAUUGCAUACAUCGAAGAAACGUAGAAUUAGUAUUCAAAGCCAUAAGAAGGUGAUUACUUCACCACCACCCAGUGCUGUGUCGUGGUUAAGUCGGUAUCCGGAACCGGAGAAGCUAAGAAGGGAGGUUCAUGCUCCUGUUAGGUCGAACAGAUUUGGGCCAUUGCCGAGUGGAUUAAAGCGUAGGAGUAGUGGGCUCGGGGUGAAGGAAUCGAUGGGGAAUUUGUGGACUAAGGAUGAGCAGACGAAGCACAUUGCCGUUAAGGGUUUGCGCUAUGUUAAGGUAGGUAAGGAUAAGAAUGUUAUAGAUGUGGAAGUUGAGCCUGAGAAGGAAAAUGUGAUUUCGAAGGGGUGGGAAGAGGUGGAGAAUGUAGAAGAUGGCCAUGAAGUAAGAUCAGUUGUUUCUGAUGACGGUAGAGUGGUGAAAGGUGAUGAAUUAGAGCCACAGACCCGGGAAUUGUACGGGAAAGCAUUGAGAAAUGGUGCUAUUCAAGGUCUCUUGGCGGUGCCAGAUUUGAUCAAAGCUGAACGUUCUGGUAAAGUUGUAGCACUUGGCCGUGAGGCAUAUAGACAAUUGCUGAAUACUGUAGACCGAAAUUAUUCUCCUAGGCAAAGUACUAGAGAUUCUGAAAUCAAAAUACAAGAGGCCAAGUGGCAGUCUUUACGGGUGUCGCGGAAACAAAGGGAGAAGGCGAAAGCAAAGGAGCUGAAGAAACCAGCAGAGGGCUUGCUGCGUGAGCCUUUUGUGCCGCUGACAGAAGAGGAGCAGAGAGAUGUUGCACGUGCCUUUUCAAAUACUAAUCGGAGAAAGAUUUUGGUCACCCAUGACAACUCCAACAUCCAGAUCACUGGUGAGCAUUUGCAGUGCUUGAGACCCGGUGCAUGGUUGAAUGAUGAAGUCAUCAAUGUAUAUCUUGAACUGCUGAAAGAGAGGGAAAGAAGAGAGCCAGAGAAAUUUUUGACUUGUCAUUUCUUCAAUACAUUUUUCUAUAAGAAGCUGAUAGGUGGAAGAAAUGGCUAUGACUAUAAAGCUGUCAGAAGAUGGACCUCACAGAGGAAGCUUGGAUAUGGACUCUUGGAGUGUGACAAAAUAUUUGUUCCUAUCCACAAGGAAGUGCAUUGGUGUUUGGCAGUCAUUAAUAAGAAGGAUAAAACAUUUCAGUAUCUAGACUCAUUGGGUGGAAGAGAUCUUCAUGUUUUGAGAGUAUUGGCUAGAUAUUUUGCGGAUGAAGUCAAGGACAAAACCGGGCAAGAGAUUGAUGUUAGUUCAUGGAAGCAAGAGUUUGUGGAAGACCUUCCAGAACAAGAGAAUGGGUAUGAUUGUGGUGUGUUUAUGGUCAAGUAUGCUGAUUUUUAUAGCAGAGGCUUGGGGCUACAUUUUUCCCAGGAAAACAUGCCUUAUUUUCGACAAAGAACAGCAAAGGAGAUUUUGAGGCUAAGAGCAGACUAAUAUGCAUGAUCCUGUGAGAUAAUUCCUGUAAUGUAUUGGCAGAUGUACUUACCUACGUGAGGUGGUGGGCAAAUGGGAUUUAAAAGUUCUUCUUUGAUUGAGAUGAUAAGUUCUUUGAUUGAGAUGAUCUCAGCCAUGGGGAAAGCAUGGGGUCUUUAAUGUGCUGGAUCGUACAGAAAUUUAGAAUCUUGCAUUGUGAGUUGACUGAUAAGCUUGUAUAUAAUAUGUAGUUGUGAUUCUUGCUUACCCGCAACUCUGUCUACCCUAUUUCUUUUGGCCUGGUCCAUGUGAUUCAGGUUAAUUGUAUUGGGCUCACCAUGUUUACUGAAAAUGGAUAAUCAGUUUUCUGAUCUCAUCACAGUUGCAAUUGUAUCAGAGAUAACCAGCUGCCUCGUCAUUUUUGAAAUUUUUUAAAAAAAUUUAUUGGUCUUUUUAUUAUCUUGAGGAGUUAGGGCACCAGAAGAGUCGGUUUUAAGCUUGUUGAACGGCAGUUUGAUUUUCGGUCCUCCAUUUUAAGGUUAAGGCUUUGUUAAUUAUCGAUUAGUGAUGAGCCUAGAUGGCUUUCAGGAGUAGGUACCUUAACUUUAUCCUGAUUCUUGUUAGAUUAGUCAUUAUUAUAUAGUAUAAUGUUGCAAGAUUUUCAGAUCUUUUGAAGUGUUUAAAGGCUUGCCAUCUUGAACUAGAUGGAAAAGAGAUUUUAUUGCCAGGUUGUAAUGCCAUGUUUUUAUAGCAUCUACUUUGAUUCCUUAGUCACACAGUGAUUUUGCUAUAAUUGUAAGAUAUUCUUUGUGUCAAUUAACUCCUAGAAUUACUACC
Molecule: messenger RNA, 2962 nt
Organism: Chenopodium quinoa (quinoa)
Lineage: Eukaryota; Viridiplantae; Streptophyta; Magnoliopsida; Caryophyllales; Amaranthaceae
Product: ubiquitin-like-specific protease ESD4
Exons: 9
Coding region: 587-2146 (519 amino acids)
Biological process (GO): protein desumoylation
Cellular component (GO): nucleus
Molecular function (GO): deSUMOylase activity
Source: RefSeq, a predicted model, not a curated record